Molecule: messenger RNA, 1699 nt
Organism: Xyrauchen texanus (razorback sucker)
Lineage: Eukaryota; Metazoa; Chordata; Actinopteri; Cypriniformes; Catostomidae
Gene: uqcrc2b
Product: cytochrome b-c1 complex subunit 2, mitochondrial
Exons: 14
Coding region: 94-1458 (454 amino acids)
Biological process (GO): proteolysis
Cellular component (GO): mitochondrion
Molecular function (GO): metal ion binding; metalloendopeptidase activity
Source: RefSeq, a predicted model, not a curated record
GUUAAUACAGAAGCAGAGAGCGGGAUUGUGGGUAGGACAUCCAUAGGUCAGCCUAUACUGCUGCUGUCUGUCUGUCUGAAGGAGAGAGUGAAGAUGAGGGGAAUCCGGGGGAUAAACCAGUUAUCGAAGAGGCUUUAUGGAGCUCAGGCUGCUCGUAAGGUGGAUGUCGCAGCAGCCGUGGAGCCACUAAAGUUUACGCCACAGGAAGUGCAGGUGACAAAAUUGCCUAGUGGUUUAGUUAUUGCUUCCUUGGAAAAUUAUUCACCUGCAUCUCGGAUCGGAGUGCUCAUCAAGGCCGGGAGCCGAUAUGAAAGGAUGGAUAACCUCGGAGUCACACACUUGCUGCGUCUGGCUGCCAGUCUGACGACCAAGGGUGCGUCUGCCUUCAAGAUCUGCCGUGGUAUUGAAGCUGUAGGUGGAAGCUUCAGUGUGUCAAGUUCCAGGGAAGCCAUGGUGUACACUGUGGACUGUUUGAGAGAUCAUAUCGACACAGUUAUGGAGUAUCUGAUCAAUGUGACCACUGCACCAGAAUUUCGCCCAUGGGAAGUGUCUGAUCUCACAGCCAAGGUGAAAGUGGACAAGGAACUUGCCAAGCAGACUCCACAGAUUGGUGUUAUUGAGAAUUUGCAUGCGGCAGCAUAUAAGAAUGCACUAUCCAAUUCCUUGUACUGUCCAGACUACAUGGUUGGCCAGAUUACCACAGAACAGAUGCACACUUUUGUUCAAAACAACUUCACAAGUGCAAGAAUGGCCCUUGUAGGUCUUGGAGUGGAUCAUGCUAUACUAAAGCAGGUUGGGGAGCAGUUCUUGAACAUCCGCAGUGGAACAGGCACUGUUGGUUCCAAAGCUGUGUAUCGUGGAGGUGAGCUUCGGCAUCAGACAGGAGGAGGACUGGCACAUGCUAUCAUUGUGAGUGAGGCUGCGAGUGCAACGUCAGCUGACACCACAGCGUUCAGUGUGCUGCAGCAUGUGCUUGGAGCAGGACCACGUGUUAAAAGAGGCUCCAACACUACAAGCACUCUGAGUCAGGCCAUCUCUAAAGUCACUGCUCUGCCCUUUGAUGCCUCUGCCUUCAAUGCCAUCUACUCGGACUCUGGACUGUUUGGAGUGUACACCAUCUGUCAGGCUAAGGAUGCCAAAGAUGUAAUCAAAGCAGCAGUUGGUGAGGUGAAUGCUGUUGCACAAGGAAACCUUGCAGCAGCUGAUCUCAGCAGAGCAAAGAAUCAGUUGAAGGCUGAGUACCUGAUGUCUAUUGAGAGUUCUGAGGGUUUAAUGGAAGCAAUUGGUACACAAGCACUCAUAGAGGGCACCUACCAUUCCCCAGAGGCCAUAGCCCAGAAAAUUGAUUCUGUGUCUUCAGCUGAUGUUGUCAAUGCAGCAAAACAAUUCAUGUCUGGCAAAAAGACCAUGGCCUCCAGUGGACACCUAGUCAACACACCUUUUAUUGAUGAAAUCUGAUGAGCAACCAGUACUCUUACAUAUUUUACUUUUAAACAAUGUGUAACUUGUCUUUCAAAAAAGAAAAAGAGGAAAUGUUCCUGAUUUCUGUGUUGUUGCUGUCCAAACAAAUAUAAUAAUGUCAUGAACAGUUGAUAUUUGUAAUUAUUAUAUAAAGUGGAGUAAUAUCAAGAGAGGAACUUGGCACUUGUCCAUUUGAAAUGUAUAGAUGUAAAUGAAUAAAGUAUCUAUGAAUCAGCAC